Messenger RNA from Boleophthalmus pectinirostris (great blue-spotted mudskipper), 2604 nucleotides. RefSeq names its product zinc finger protein 91-like. Gene Ontology annotation, biological process: regulation of transcription by RNA polymerase II. Gene Ontology annotation, molecular function: DNA-binding transcription factor activity, RNA polymerase II-specific; RNA polymerase II cis-regulatory region sequence-specific DNA binding. The record is from RefSeq and is a predicted model, not a curated record. Gene Ontology annotation, cellular component: nucleus. Lineage: Eukaryota; Metazoa; Chordata; Actinopteri; Gobiiformes; Gobiidae.
AUGAGAAUCCACACUGGGGAAAAACCAUACAGCUGUGAUGUUUGUGAGAAGACAUUUUCACAGAGAAGCGACCUUGUAACACAUAUGAGAAUCCACACUGGGGAAAAACCAUACAGAUGUGAUGUUUGUGAGAGGACAUUUUCACAGUCAAGCAACCUUGUAACACAUAUGAGAAUCCACACUGGGGAAAAACCAUACAGAUGUGAUGUUUGUGAGAAGACAUUUUCACAGUCAAGCAGCCUAGUAUCACAUAAGAAAAUACACACUGGGGAAAAACCAUACAGGUGUGAUGUUUGUGAGAAGACAUUUUCAAAGUCAAGCAACCUUGUAACACAUACGAGAAUCCACACUGCGGAAAAACCAUACAGAUGUGAUGUUUGUGAGAAGACAUUUUCAAAGUCAAGUGACCUUGUAACACAUAUGAGAAUCCACACUGGGGAAAAACCAUACAGAUGUGAUGUUUGUGAGAAGACAUUUUCACAGUCAAGCGACCUUGUAACACAUAUGAGAAUCCACACUGGAGAGAAUCCAUUUGAAUGUGACCAGUGUGGAAUGGAAUUCAAACAAUCUAGUAAUCUCCAUCGACAUAUGAGAAUCCACACUGGGGAAAAACCAUACCGAUGUGAUGUUUGUGAGAAGACAUUUUCACAGUCAAGCGACCUUGUAACACAUAUGAGAAUCCACACUGGGGAAAAACCAUACAGAUGUGAUGUUUGUGAGAAAACAUUUUCACGGUCAAGCAGCCUAGUAUCACAUAUGAGAAUCCACACUGGGGAAAAACCAUACAGAUGUGAUGUUUGUGAGAAGACAUUUUCAAGGUCAAGCAGCCUAGUAUCACAUAUGAGAAUCCACACUGGGGAAAAACCAUACAGAUGUGAUGUUUGUGAGAAGACAUUUUCACAGUCAAGCGACCUUGUAACACAUAUGAGAAUCCACACUGGGGAAAAACCAUACAGAUGUGAUGUUUGUGAGAAAACAUUUUCACAGUCAAGCAGCCUAGUAUCACAUAUGAGAAUCCACACUGGGGAAAAACCAUACAGAUGUGAUGUUUGUGAGAAAACAUUUUUAUGGUCAAGCAGCCUAGUAUCACAUAUGAGAAUCCACACUGGGGAAAAACCAUACAGAUGUGAUGUUUGUGAGAAGACAUUUUCAAGGUCAAGCCAGCUUGUGACACACAUGAGAAUCCACACUUGAGUGAAUCCAUUUGAAUGUCAACAGUGUGGGAAGGAAUAUAGACAAUCUGGUAGACUUCAUCAACAUAUGAAAAUUCACAGAUGUGAUGUUUGUGAGAAGACAUUUUCACGGUCAAGCAGCCUAGUAUCACAUAUGAGAAUCCACACUGGUGAGAAGUCAUAUGAGUGUGACCAAUGUGGGAAAACUUUCUUUGAAUCAUUCAGUCUCAAUAAACACAUGAGAAUUCACUUCUGGCACAGACUGUAUGAGUGUGGCCAUUGUGAAAAGUUUUUUAGAGCAUCCCAGGAACUCUCCAGUCACUACAGAACGCACACAGAAGACAAACCAUACAACUGUAACCAGUGUGGGAAGGAAUUCAAACAAUCUAGUCAUCUCCAUCGACAUAUGAGAAUCCACACUGGGGUAAAACCAUACAGAUGUGAUGUUUGUGAGAAGACAUUUUCACAGUCAAACGACCUUGUAACACAUAUGAGAAUCCACACUGGAGAGAAACCAUUUGAAUGUGACCAGUGUGGAAUGGAAUUCAAACAAUCUAGUCAUCUCCAUCAACAUAUGAGAAUCCACACUGGGGAAAAUCCAUACAGAUGUGAUGUUUGUGAGAAGACAUUUUCACAGUCAAGCAGCCUAGUAUCACAUAAGAAAAUACACACUGGGGAAAAACCAUACAGGUGUGAUGUUUGUGAGAAGACAUUUUCACAGUCAAGCAACCUUGUAACACAUAUGAGAAUCCACACUGGGGAAAAACCAUACAGCUGUGAUGUUUGUGAGAAGACAUUUUCACAGACAAGCGACCUUGUAACACAUAUGAGAAUCCACACUGGGGAAAAACCAUACAGAUGUGAUGUUUGUGAGAAGACAUUUUCACGGUCAAGCGACCUUGUAACACAUAUGAGAAUCCACACUGGGGAAAAACCAUACAGAUGUGAUUUUUGUGAGAAGACAUUUUCACAGUCAAGCAGCCUAGUAUCACAUAAGAAAAUACACACUGGGGAAAAACCAUACAGGUGUGAUGUUUGUGAGAAGACAUUUUCACAGUCAAGCAACCUUGUAACACAUAUGAGAAUCCACACUGGGGAAAAACCAUACAGGUGUGAUGUUUGUGAGAAGACAUUUUCACGGUCAAGCGACCUUGUAACACAUAUGAGAAUCCACACUGGGGAAAAACCAUACAGAUGUGAUUUUUGUGAGAAGACAUUUUCACAGUCAAGCAGCCUAGUAUCACAUAUGAGAAUCCACACUGGGGAAAAACCAUACAGAUGUGAUGAUUGUGAGAAGACAUUUUCACAGUCAAGCAGCCUAGUAUCACAUAUGAGAAUCCACACUGGGGAAAAACCAUACAGAUGUGUUGUUUGUGAGAAAACUUUUUCAAGGUCAAGCCACCUUGUGACACAUAUGAGAAUCCACACGUGA